AUGGAUUGGCGAGGGAAAGCAAACUGCAGGUGGGCGUUUGGUUUGCCCGUCCCUGAUCUUCGCCCGCACUUCUCGUCGCCCUCGCUCAACCACGGCGCCGCCUCCCAUGGCUGGCUUGGCCCAGCAAAGCAGCACGCCCACGGCCUCGCCCACACAGCGCCGCCGCCGCCAUCGCCUUGUGCGCGCGACUGGGCGCUGUUGUCGCGUGAGCGUGUGCCGUGUGGGCUGGGCCUGGUCGCCGCUGUACGGCCGCAAAGGUCGACUAGGAGCAGCGAGGGUGCGGCGCAGCUGGGGUUUGGCUCUGGCUUGGCGUUGAGCGCAACCGCAGGCGAGGCCCGAGCGGGCAGUGCGACCGGCCAAUGUCUGCGCGGCUUGACGCACGCGGAGCGGCUGGCCGAGAGGCUUGAGCGCUUUGCUUGUCUGUCAGCCUCUGCCUCUGCCUCCUUCUCAUGCACCCGCACCAGCGUUGGACAAGCUCCCAGCUAUCGAAUCGUCCAUAGCACCACCACCACCACUGCUACUACUACUACUACUACUACCGCAUGGCGCCCUGCUGGCGGGGCCCGCCCUCUGUCCACCGCCCACCGCCCGCCGGCCAGACCACGCCAGCGGCACGGCGGCGAGGGCACACAAACAAGGCACAAAAAGAAGCUUUUGGCCUGCCCAAAGCAGUGGGAAACCCAUCCAAGACGUGCAUGGGUGCCGAUAGCCGCCUGCAUGCACACGUAG
Messenger RNA from Bipolaris maydis ATCC 48331, 729 nucleotides. Lineage: Eukaryota; Fungi; Ascomycota; Dothideomycetes; Pleosporales; Pleosporaceae. The record is from RefSeq and is a predicted model, not a curated record.